Messenger RNA from Arabidopsis lyrata subsp. lyrata, 946 nucleotides. RefSeq lists its product as uncharacterized. NCBI's taxonomy places the organism in Eukaryota, Viridiplantae, Streptophyta, Magnoliopsida, Brassicales, Brassicaceae. The record is from RefSeq and is a predicted model, not a curated record. Bases 197 to 721 code for a protein of 174 amino acids. The transcript has 5 exons.
CUUUCCUUUUCACAAAUAAUUGAUCCUUCCCAAAUACGGAAUUAACACAAAAAGCCAAAAAGCUUAUCAAAAAAAUUUCAAUACUCUUCUUCUUCUCCUGAAUCUCUCUUUACCUUUACGUUGACAUUGAUCCUUCGCAGUAUCUAUCUGAUUUGAUCAAAGAAGAGAUCGGGAUUUUUCGCGGUUGUAUCGCCGAAUGGACGAGGUGAUGACAGCGGCGGACGCCGGUUCGUUAGGUGGCGGAAAUAGGGCGUUGUACGGAUCUCCUCCGUCGCAAAAUCUGUUUCCUCAUAAUCUCCCAAUCUUCUCCGCUUUUCUUGCCUUCGCUCUUGCUCAGUUCCUCAAAGUUUUCACUAAUUGGUACAAAGAAAAGAAGUGGGACUCUAAACGUAUGAUUAGUUCUGGUGGAAUGCCUUCUUCGCAUUCCGCUACUGUCACUGCCUUAGCUGUUGCCAUUGGCCUUGAAGAAGGAGCAGGAGCACCAGCUUUCGCUAUCGCGGUUGUCUUAGCUUGCGUUGUUAUGUAUGAUGCCUCCGGUGUCAGACUUCAUGCUGGUCGUCAAGCCGAGCUGCUGAAUCAAAUUGUUUGUGAGUUUCCUCCGGAGCAUCCAUUAUCAACAGUUAGACCAUUGCGUGAACUGCUUGGCCACACUCCUAUCCAGGUUGCAGCAGGUGGGAUAUUAGGAUGCGUGGUAGCUUAUUUAAUGAGGAGCACAAGCUAGUCUCUCUACACAAAGAACAAAUCCCAAAAUUCUUUUGAAAUCGUAGACCCUUCAGGUACUAAAUAGAUUCAGCGAUAUCAAGUGACGCUAGAUUAUUGGAGUAAAUGGAAAUUGUUAAAUCUGUGUAAUAUAUAGAUCAUAGUUAGACCUGUCAUUGUUUAAGCUUACUCCUUCUCAAAAUUCUCUUUCUCUCUAUAUAUGUAAUCUCUCUAUUUCCUCUUCCUC